AUGUUGCUCCGGAGACUGUUUGAUGCGCCAUUGCGGGGAUCAUCGUCGGUGCGGUGCUCGGGCGCGAGUCUGUCCGGCAGAUUCGUGGAUCCGGCCAGGUUUGCAGUACGAUCCGCCAGGUUCGGUCUACAGCCGUCUCGAUUCGCGAGCAGCAGUAAUCGGCCGAAACUAACGAGUUCGACGCUACCAUUACAAUUCCGUCGGGGAUUCACAUACUUUGGGAAAAAUGAUGCCGACGACGCGCUAAUGUACCUCAGAUCGACACCAGAGAGCGCGCAGCUGACGUUCGAAGCAAACAAAGAAGCCGCGACGGGGCCGUUUUUCAAGCGCAUGGGAUUCGUCUUUCGGGCGGUCGUUCCUGCGUUUGUGCUCUGCGUGUCUGCGAUUGCGUGUGUGAUUAAGUUUACGGAUACGAGUGAUUUCGAUAAGAAUCUAUGUAGCAUUCUGAUCGAACCUGCGCGGAUUUGGACGGCGUCGACGAUUAAACAGACCGUUGAUUUCUUCAGCCUUGGCGAGACCGCAGCGGGAAACGAUACGAAAGCUGCAGCUGGCUCGAAUGUGGAUAUCGACGCGACGUUGUUUGAGCGGACGAUAUUCCAGACGCUCUAUAACUGGUCUGCGAAAAUCUACAACCAGACUUUAGUCGCCGCCGACGCUGCGUUGGCGACGGCAAGUGAAGAUACAGUGACGAUUAGCAUCGUGCUCGGAGCAGACUACAAGGCUACGACAGCGAUUCUGGGAGCAUGUACGGCGCUAAUGCUGCUGAAACGAUUCAGUCCCCUGCCCGUUCGCAGGACGCUUGUGAACUAUGUUGCGUAUUUCCGCAGCGACGUGCUAGCGCUUGGUCAGAAAUCCCGGAGACUAGUGUAUUACCCCGCGAUGCUGACCUCUGCAUUUUUCCACCGCAACGUAUGGCAUUUCCUGGCUUCGGUGAUUCCGUUCACCGUGAUUGCGUGUCAAGUCGAGGACAUGUCGACCGAUUGGAACGUGUGGGUGCUGAGUUUUGCCGGGAUUUUGUACGCGACUAUGCAGUCGCUUGUGUUUAAUACUUGGCUCAAGAUUCCUGCGAUGGCGGUAUGUGGGUUGCAUGGCGCGACUUGUUCGUUGCUGGGGUAUAUGGGCGGUUACUAUGGCGUCUUCACCAGCUUUAGCGAAUACGCAGAAAAGGGAAUAGUAGACGAAAACGAAGACCGCGCCGCAAAAGUAAAGAACCUCGUCAAAGAAUACGGCCCGAGCAUUAAAGCAUUACAGAUGCACGGCCUCGGAUUCGAGUCUGAGAACUUCAUAAUCGGGAUGCACAAAGAAGGUCUCUCGCCGGACCUGAUUUUAUUCGUGGGAAAUAAGAUUCCCGAGCCGUUCAAGAUCAACAGGAUGGAGUUUACUAUGCAGACAUUACUGGAGAAUAGCUUGUUUGUGGCGGCAACGCAGUCGCGUAAGUUUGAGACAAAGCAGAUCUCAGAGGAACAGUGGAAUCCAAUCAUGUUUGGCGCUGCGCACGGAGAGUCUCGUCCAACCAAGGACGAAGACGCCUCUGCUCCUGCACCAACACCAGCAGUUUCAGAAGACAUGAAGCGCAAACUGGUACCCUACGUCCGUCCCGCGCCGCCUUCAAACAGCACAAUGGGUCUAGGCUACGCGAUAGCAUUCACAAGCGCGCUGAUAGUCUCUGCGUUUGCGACCCUGCGCAAUCCGGCAGUGCUUAUGGGCACAGUGCUGUUCAAGUUGGACGGGCCGGCGAUGUUGUUGACCUUGUCGAUGGGAUAUACGUGGGGCCAGAUUGUGAGGCAGAGGUUGGAGAAUGUGCCGCCUGUGUUUUUCUUGUUGCCGGAGGAGUUUGCAGAGAGACUGAGGAAGGGGAUUCCGCCUGCUUAG
Molecule: messenger RNA, 1872 nt
Organism: Myxozyma melibiosi
Lineage: Eukaryota; Fungi; Ascomycota; Lipomycetes; Lipomycetales; Lipomycetaceae
Exons: 2
Coding region: 1-1872 (623 amino acids)
Cellular component (GO): membrane
Molecular function (GO): serine-type endopeptidase activity
Source: RefSeq, a predicted model, not a curated record